AACCCUCUAUAUAUCAGAAAAUGAAAACCAAAGAAACGGAACAGCAUGCAAUCCAAGUCAGUGAUUAUCUAAAGCAGUCUCAGGAGGAUCUGAGCAGAAACUCUUUGUGGAACUCCAGGAGCACCAACUUCAAUAGGAACUCCCUGUUGAGAAGUUCAAGUAGAGUUGACAAAAUCUCAGCCUCCUUAAAAAGCCCUCCAGAGCCUUGCCAUCAUUACUCAGGUAGGAAGCAUGUGCGCAUUGACAUGUCAGCCGAGCUAAACGUCUGUGAUUCUGCAGUUGCAAACAGAAAUAUUGAUGAAUCACAAAAUUUAAAAAGAAAUGACUAUUCUCCUGGAAGGAUAAAUUCCACUUUGGGACUUGAUAGCAAAAUAGAACCAGCUGAGGGGCGUCCAGCAAGGGAAAGGGGUCGUAAUUCUCCAGAAGACCUCACCCGCCUGUAA
This is a messenger RNA of Leptonychotes weddellii (Weddell seal), 443 nucleotides long. NCBI's taxonomy places the organism in Eukaryota, Metazoa, Chordata, Mammalia, Carnivora, Phocidae. The record is from RefSeq and is a predicted model, not a curated record.